AUGACAGGGUGGAGUGGACCUACUACUAAGAUAGCUAAGAAUGCUAAUCGUAUAAGAUUGGCCCGUUUUGGAAGAAAACAUCAACCAUUUUAUAAUAUCGUUGUGAUUCCACGUUAUAAAGCCAGAGACAGACUUCCAAUUGAAGUUCUCGGUACUUAUAAUCCAAUUCCAGUACCUAAAAUACCUGGAUCUCAAGAGAAGAGCACCAAGGAAAUCGAGUUAAACAUGCAAAGAACUUUAUACUGGCUCGGUGUCGGUGCUGAGCCAAGUGAUAGAGUAUCUUGGUUACUCAAGAAGGCCGGUAUCUUACCUGAAGAAUGGCCAAAGGCACCUGUCACCAAAACCGUUGCUCCAAAACCAGUUGUUAGCGAACCAAAGACUGUUGUUGAAGAACACGUUUCCUCUAUAAGGGAGAGAUAA
Messenger RNA from Spathaspora passalidarum NRRL Y-27907, 420 nucleotides. Its product is annotated as mitochondrial 37S ribosomal protein bS16m. Gene Ontology annotation, biological process: mitochondrial translation. Gene Ontology annotation, molecular function: structural constituent of ribosome. The transcript has a single exon. NCBI's taxonomy places the organism in Eukaryota, Fungi, Ascomycota, Pichiomycetes, Serinales, Debaryomycetaceae. Gene Ontology annotation, cellular component: mitochondrial small ribosomal subunit; ribosome. Bases 1 to 420 code for a protein of 139 amino acids. The record is from RefSeq and is a predicted model, not a curated record.